CCAGACGUCUAGACUCAGAGUCAGAGGAAUCGGAUUCGUAGGCUUUGAAAAAUUGAAUGAUUCGCUGCGCUUUCACUAGUUUCAGAAGUAACUACUUUUCUGUGGACGGUGUGCUAUUCCAUACGACGUUACGCCAGCAUUUACUUACUCACAGUGAACUGCAUACGAUGUGGGUGAGCAUGAGCUUGCUCUGCUGAUGAUGAACAAGAAAAAACGAGUUUCUGAUAGAGAAGCAAUCUAAGGAUGAGCUGAGCCACAGCAUUCCGAUUACUAGUAGUAUUACUAUUAGAUGAUUUUGUCAAAUGACCAACCGCUAGGCUGCGAUAAUGAGUGAAAGUGUAAAGGUAGCUGUUCGUGUGCGUCCGUUCAAUCAGCGUGAGAAGCAGCGCAAUGCCAAGUUGAUUAUUGACAUGAACGGUGCGACAACCUACAUUCAGAAUCCGGACAAUCCCAGUCAACCCGCACAUAAGUUCACGUUUGAUUUCUCGUACUGGAGCCAUGAUGGGUAUUCCGAGACAGAAGAUGGUGUUCUAGAACCAGACACUGACAAGUAUGCAUCACAGAGGCGCGUGUUUGAUGAUCUUGGGCAGGGUGUCUUGGACAAUGCCUUCAAAGGAUUCAACUGCUCCCUGUUUGCCUAUGGCCAGACCGGCUCAGGAAAGUCCUACUCAAUGGUGGGCUAUGGUGCUAACAGGGGAAUAGUGCCAAUUACCUGCGAUGAAUUGUUCAAGAAGAUCAUGUCUUCGGAGGAGACUGGAGUGAGAUAUGAGAUAACCUUCAGUAUGUUGGAGAUCUACAAUGAGCAAGUUCGUGAUUUGCUGAGCAAGAAAAAUCCCAAAGGAGGUUUGAAGAUCCGGCAAAACCCAUCGCAAGGAAUGUUUUACGUUCCUGAUCUGAGAAAGGUACCAGUGGCAAGCUAUGAAGAAAUUGAGAAGCGAAUGUCUGAAGGUACCAACAACCGCACCGUUGCCAGUACUAAUAUGAAUGCUACCAGCAGCAGAGCGCAUACAGUUGUCACUGUGGUUUUCAGUCAGGUGUAUGGUGAAGCGGGCGAUGCCAGUGCUCGGAAGAAGACUAGUGUUAUCAACCUUGUGGACUUGGCCGGCAGUGAAAGAGCUGAUAGUACUGGUGCCACGGGUGAUCGUCUCAAGGAAGGUGCCAAUAUCAAUCAAAGUUUGUCAACGCUUGGUAAAGUGAUCUCGUUACUGGCGGAGGGACAGAAGACAAUCCCGUACAGAGAAUCAGCAUUAACAAAACUUCUGAAGAAUGCCCUCGGAGGGAACAGCAAAACCGUGAUGAUUGCAGCUCUGUCUCCUGCUGAUAUCAACCAUGAUGAAACGCUCGGGACACUAAGGUAUGCUGAUCGGGCUAAGCAGAUCAAGACGAAAGCUACGGUCAAUGAAAACCCAUUAGACAAACUAAUUCGCGAGCUCAAGGCAGAGAAUGAGAAGCUGAAGGCUCAACUAGGACCUGGCGGACCAAGUCAACCAAUUUCAAGCGCUAUUGACCCUGAAGCGGAACAGCGACUACGGGCUGAGAUUGAAAAUGAGAUGAGGGAGAAGCUUCUUGCCAACCAAUAUCAACUGAGAGAGGCGAAUACUGACUUCGAGGAUCAGUUGCGCAAUGCCCGGGCAGAAAUCAGUGAUGAGGAGGAGCGGCUUCUGCAAGUGAAGAGAAAACGCCAGCUUGUUCCUCACUUUCUCAACCUGAAUGCUGAUCUACAGCUCUCCAGAGUAGUUGAACAUUUCCUGCCAGAAGGGAAGACUGUUGUCAGCCGCUUGUCCAGGAAUCGGUCACCUGCUGCUGUACAAGAUGAGAAUGAGUGGUCUGAAGAGAUUCUACUGGAAGGUAUCAGUAUACUGCACAAUCACUGCCAGCUUGAGAACAAAGAGAAUGAAGUCUGUCUAACUGCACUGGCGGCAAAUGCUGACACCAAAGUGAACGGUACACCACUCGUUGGAUGCCGAGUACUCAUGCACAAUGAUAGAGUUGUGUUUGGAACCAAUCACUACAUGGUCUUCAUCAACCCUAUGAACAUGUCGAUGUCAGCCAACUCACCAGACUUGGUAGACUGGCAGUAUGCACAGCAGGAGAUUGCAGAGCAACGUGGAUUGGUUGUGAAGUCUGGAGAACAUAUUCUAAGCAAAGAGGAGCAAGUUUUCCAUGAUCAAGUUGUGGACUUGUUACCAAUGGUGAAUGAGGUCAAUGCUAUCAGUGAAGAACUCAACAAGUACAAGACGUUUGAAAUAGUCGUCGUCCCAGUUGAAGCCACCUAUGGAAAGAAGAAGAGAGAUGCUACAACACUACCUGUUGUGAUGAUGCGCGAUCUACUGAACGGAAACUGCUGGUUGUGGCAGUACGGAACAUUUCUCAACCGCCGCUAUAUGAUACAGGAGCUUUAUCAACGUUGGGUCGAUGGCGAAGUCAUGGAUGCGCAGACCAUCCCGCAAGAAGAUGAUCCAUUCUGGGAGCCACCUGAGCCAAUUCUUGUUGGAACUGCAUGUGUUUACUUGCAAAGUUUAGCAUACGGAAUGGAUUUCCAGGAUAAACUGGCACUCAGCGACUACCAUAAUGUGGAGCAAGGCAGCAUAGCCGUGGCAGUGGAGCCAUGCAAUGCCGACUCAAGUGCACUGGAUGAUGAUUUCUUUGUAGAAGAUCCUGAUCAACUAAUGGGAAAACCAUUUCAUUUCAAAGUGUGCGUUGAUCAAGUGUCGGUGACCAAACAACGGUUCUCUCUGGGUCUCCACGUGGAGUAUCGCGUAUACGGAGAGGACACUAGCAUUACCACACACACUGUGCAUGAUACGCUUGACGCAAAGUUUGAUCAUUCUCACCAGGUGUCAUUAGAUGUACUGGACAAGGAGCAUCUGCAUUACUUUGAUGAUGGUUGUAUCAUGUUCCACGUCUAUGCUCACCAAAGCAAUCUGCCGCCCGAUCUUGGAAAGUCGCUGAUGACAACGACGGAGCUGCGCAAGGCAGAACGGAUGCAAAUGCAGUAUGGAUCUAGCUCUAAUGAAGCUAGGCCAUUCACCGCAGUCACGCAUCGCUCACAAGAAUAUCUUCAACAGAUGAGAUCGGAACUUGUCGUCUUGAGAUCGCGUGUCAACCUACUCUCUAGAAAGGAGAAGAGGAUACAGACAUUGGUUGAACAGUGGGCAAUGAAGCCCAAAACAGAGCAGUCCUUUCGACCGUUUCACCGAGCUGUCAAUGCUGCUGUUUUCAGCACAGGCUCCAGACUACGGACAAUUGCGAAGACGGUUGGAGCUACCCUGCAAGUGCAAAAAUUUACCUCCGAGAAGAGCAGAGGAUCUGUUUCAGACAUAUCAGACCACGAGCGGGAAGAGAGCGGUACAGCUGCUGCAGUUGCUUCUACAAGUGAAUCACCUCUAUCAGCCGAUGCUUCUGCUGGUAGUGAUGUUGCUGGAUUUAGUCCUACAAGAUCAGCAAGUACAAGUCGUAUGACCGCCGCUGAUGUCCAGAAUAUUGACAAGGGAGCAACACAACAGCAGCAAGCAGCAUCACCUCCACCUCGCAAAGUACAGAGCAGUCAAGUUUGUGUUUUGCAGUAGAGUUUACUCCUUUCAAAAGACUUUGCUGUGUCUGUAUCACAUCUGAUCGCGGGCAUAUAUGCGUGGUAUGUGUAUGUGUGUGUUUGUGUAGGGUAUCUGUGUGUGUAUGGUAUGUGUGUGUGUGUGUUUGUGUGUGUGUGUGUGCGUGCGCGCGCGUGUGCGUGCACACGCGAGUAUGCGUGUAUGGGGGUAUACAUGCAUAUACUCGUAAAUGUGAAUGUGCCUGUGUGCAUGCAUGUAUUUCCAGGUUGGGUUCAGGAAUGAGCUUCACUUGGAAUAUAGGUAGGUUAUGCUGUUUUCUGUUGCAGUGCAAUGAAAAACUCAUGACUUUGCCCCCCCUCCCCCCCCCCCCCCCCCUCUCACCAACUGGUGUUUUGGUGUUUUUCUUCGACAACAUUUUAUCCUUACAUGCUUUUUCAUUGCUUCCAUGGAUUUGACCUGAUUUCUCCAUGCUGAGGCACAAAAUGAUGAAGUGAAAAUCAUGAAAACAGUACUGUCUGCCGAUUUUACAUUGAGAUUUUAUAAUUACUUCAUUAUUAUCCAGAUCAUGCUAAGCAUUUCUUCAAACUUUCAUACCAUGACUGGAGCAUCUUUACAGUUGAAAAUACUUCAAUUACAGAC
Messenger RNA from Sycon ciliatum, 4190 nucleotides. Its product is annotated as kinesin-like protein KIF28. Lineage: Eukaryota; Metazoa; Porifera; Calcarea; Leucosolenida; Sycettidae. The record is from RefSeq and is a predicted model, not a curated record. Gene Ontology annotation, molecular function: microtubule motor activity; ATP binding; microtubule binding. Gene Ontology annotation, biological process: microtubule-based movement. The transcript has 29 exons. Bases 327 to 3569 code for a protein of 1080 amino acids.